Molecule: messenger RNA, 624 nt
Organism: Plasmodium malariae
Lineage: Eukaryota; Apicomplexa; Aconoidasida; Haemosporida; Plasmodiidae
Gene: ClpQ
Product: ATP-dependent protease subunit ClpQ, putative
Exons: 5
Coding region: 1-624 (207 amino acids)
Cellular component (GO): proteasome core complex; HslUV protease complex
Molecular function (GO): threonine-type endopeptidase activity
Source: RefSeq, a predicted model, not a curated record
AUGUUUACCAGAUGCUUAUCAAAUAUAAUUAGAACACAAAGACCAGUAGCCAAAACUGUACUAAGGAGCUAUUUUUCCGACAGUGGGAAGCUAAUAAUUCCUCGUCACGGAACUACGAUAUUAUGCGUACGCAAAAAUAAUGAAGUGUGUUUAAUUGGUGACGGCAUGGUUUCUCAAGGGACAAUGAUAGUUAAAGGGAAUGCAAAAAAAAUAAGGCGUUUAAAGGACAACAUUUUAAUGGGUUUUGCUGGGGCCACAGCAGACUGCUUUACCUUGUUAGAUAAGUUUGAGACAAAAAUUGAUGAAUACCCAAAUCAACUGCUGAGGAGCUGCGUCGAAUUAGCUAAAUUAUGGCGUACAGACAGAUACCUUCGACAUUUAGAGGCGGUGUUAAUAGUAGCGGAUAAAGAUGUCCUAUUAGAAGUAACGGGAAAUGGUGAUGUUUUAGAACCAUCAGGAAAUGUAUUGGGUACUGGGUCAGGUGGACCUUAUGCCAUAGCAGCUGCAAGAGCAUUAUAUGACGUCGAAAAUUUAUCAGCCAAAGAUAUAGCUUUUAAGGCUAUGAAUAUUGCUGCUGAUAUGUGCUGUCAUACCAAUAAUAAUUUUAUAUGCGAAACGUUGUGA